Molecule: messenger RNA, 516 nt
Organism: Cylindrotheca closterium
Lineage: Eukaryota; Bacillariophyta; Bacillariophyceae; Bacillariales; Bacillariaceae
Source: the annotation of a GenBank genome assembly
AUGACUGUUCGAACAAUUGAAGGUGUUUACAUGGGACCCACCAACAAUAUUCAAGAAGGACACCGUAUCUAUGAUCUGAACACAAAGUGCGAGGCACAACGUGCGAAGAUCAAGGUUCUUCUGAUGACCGACCAAGUCAUCACGAUUAUAGAAGAAGACGCAAGAUUGGAAGGAGUGACGGAAUUACGCACCUAUUCCAAGCGUAAUGGCAAGCUAAUCCUCGAUGGUGAUUUGCUCAAAGGAGUGGACCCAGAUGAACUGUGGGAUGAAAACUACGUACCAGUAAACGAAAUCAAAAGACUGAGUGACGAAGUUGAUGAAUUACUAAUGGAUGCUGAAGCAGACAUCAUGGAAUCGAGGUUCGACAGGGACAGGAACCCAAGAUACGAUAGCGAGGCGAAUCAAUAUGAAGAUGAGCUAGAGGACAAAAUGUUUGACAGAUUGUUCAAGAAGAUUAAGGCUAAACAAGAUGCUGAAGAUCCGAUGGACGAAGACUACCAGGAACACUGCCAAUGA